This is a messenger RNA of Podarcis lilfordi (Lilford's wall lizard), 21193 nucleotides long. Lineage: Eukaryota; Metazoa; Chordata; Lepidosauria; Squamata; Lacertidae. The record is from the annotation of a GenBank genome assembly.
AUGCUGGAGGGGAUCGCAACUGGUUAUACAAUGCUACCUCAAGAUUGGAAAGAUCUGAUGCGCGUGCUUUUAUUCCCGGCUCGGUAUGUGGUUUUUGAAAGUGAAUUUAAGCAUAGCGCAGUAGCCCUGGCUGAUCCACAGCAUUCAGCCAACCAACUCUUUGGUGCUGGUCCGUAUGAUAAUAUACCAGCCCAGGCGCAAUUGACACCUUUACAUUUUAGUCGCACCGUGACUUGUGUACAACGCGCCUUUCGCAAAGUCCCUGUCUCAGGGCAACCGCUGAGCUCCUUUGUUAAUAUUAAGCAACAACAUUCGGAGCCUUACCAUCAAUUUAUAGAUAGAUUGAAAGAAUCAAUCAUUAGGCAGAUUGAUGACACUACAGCUCAAAAUGAAUUGAUGAAAAAAUUGGCUUUUGAAAAUGCAAACACUGAUUGCAAGAAGGCUUUGCAUUCAAUUAUACAUCGCCCUAAAUAUGGCCUGGCCGAUAUGAUUCAGACCUGUGCCGAUGUUGGCAGCCAGAGUCAUGCGAUGUCUUUGCUUGCCGGUGCCAUCCAGGCUGGCAAUAAGCCCACGGGCAACUGCUUCAAUUGCAAACGCCCAGGUCAUUUUGCUAAACAAUGCAGAGCCCCUGGCGGGGGAGCAAACAGGAAUGGUGAAGCCAAUAAGGCUAAGCCUUCCAAGAAAUGCCCGAAAUGCGGUAAAGGCUAUCAUUGGGCAAAUCAGUGCAGGAGUUCGGGAAACUCCAUGGGGGCCUAGCUCUCGGGCCAGGACAAAAAGAGAGCCCUCCGCCGUUAGUCUCCACUAUUAAGACCUUUUCUAAUGAUACACCCUCUGAUUUCACCAUUGACUUCAUUAAUCAGGAAACCAAAGACGCUGUUUUACCUGGUGAAAUUGUGCUCAUGCCCACUCAGUUGGCGGGCCCACUACCACCUAAGGUCGCAGGCUUAAUUUUGCCCAAAUUGUCUGCGGCCAAAGAAGGAAUCCUGGUUAUUCCGGGAGUCCUAGAUCCUGACUAUGUGGGCACAAUCAUGGUUCAACUCUGGAGCCAUAUGCCCAUGCAGUUAAAAAAGGGUGAUUCUUGGGCGCAUUUGGUGGUGCUCCCUUCUCAUCCUACUGCUUCUAUUGUGGAUAGUAAUUUGCACCAGCUCUCUCCCCUUCCCCUUUCUCCACAGCUGUUAGCUGUAAUCCAGAGGAUUGGUCAACAGAAACUUCUUCGUAAGUAUAAAAUCAAUGGCUAGGUUCUGGAAGGCUUGAUUGACACGGGCGCAGACAUUUCUGUCAUAUCCAGUAGUUGCUGGGCCCCUUGAGUCUGCCUCUGCGGUUUGGGGCGUGGGUGGACCUCAAACCUCAACCAAAAGCGUAAAGUGGUUGCCUGUUUCUCUGCCUGAUAGCUCUGAAACCAUUGCAUACAUCCAGCCUUGCGUGCUAAAAAUCCACCUUAAUCUGUGGGGCAGAGAUUUACUACAACAAUUACAAGCUACCAUUCAAUUUAAUGAGUAAGCUUGCACUCCCCCUCAACUGGAAGUCAACCAUCCCGGUAUGGGUAGAACAAUGGCCCAUAACGGGGAAAGCUACUUGCUUUAAAAGAAUUGAUGAAUCAACAAUUAUCGGCGAACCAUAUCGAGUCCUCAGUUAGCCCCUAUAACACUCCCAUCUUCGUCAUAAAAAAGAAAAGUGGGAAAUGGAGAUUUCUCCAGGAUUUAAGGAAAAUUAAUGACAUCCUUGAACCCACGGGGCCUUUGCAGUGUGGUCUGCCUAAUCCGAAUGUGAUCCCCCAUUCUUAUCAAUUGGCUAUCAUAGAUUUGCAAGAUGGUUUCUUCUCCAUCCCCCUACAGGAGAAGGAUUGUAAAUUCUUUGCUUUCCCUGUUCCUGUGUUAAAUAAGAGCCAGCCCACGGAACGGUAUCAAUGGAAAGUCCUACCGCAAGGAAUGCUGAAUUCCCCUACCAUGUGCCAACAAUACAUCAGCCAUGGCACACCCUGCUGCUUAAGCCGUUUGUCCAUCAUUUUACCCAAAAAGCAUCAUUUGACCCGCUCUAGAUAGCGCCGCUCUGUGGAAUUGACUAAUGAUUGUGAUGAUUCUGUCUCUCUUCCCAGUAGGUCUGAAUAUAUCUCUUUAGCUGUUUCUCUCUUAGGAGUCCCUGGAUUGGCUGUACGGAAUAGUAUGAACAUUAAUUCCUUAGCUUGUUCUGCAGCAAAAGCCCUGAAUUUUACUUCACAAGCUCUUCACCUUCUGAAUAAAGAACAGAGUGAACUUCAUAAUGGACUUUUACAAAAUCGUGCUGCUAUCACUAUUUGCUCAUGCUUCAUCAUUAUGGCUGUGAACAAGUGAAUGACAUGUGUUGCUUCAAUAUUACUGAUAAUUCUAAAGCCAUUCAAAAGCAAAUCUCUCAUUUGCAAAAUCUCACACAUCACAUUAAACUGGACGUUGGAUUCUCUGGCCUCUGGGAUUCGUUCACCCAGUGGCUCACUGGCUGGUUGCCUAACCUGAAUUGGCUUCGUAAUCUUUUCCAAUAUGCUAUUGUCAUAAUAUGUAUACUAAUUUUGCUAUGCUGCUUCAUCCAAUGCAUUCCUGGUCUCAUGCGUCUUUGGUCUCAGUUUUUUUUCUCCUCCUCUGCCACCUAAUAAAAUCAUUGCCGCCUACUAUGCGAAAUGGCAACAUCAACUGUAAAUGAUAGGGGAGAUGUGGGCAGACUUAUUUCGGGCAUGCGCUGGCAUACCACGUAUCCCGAAGUAUUUUUGUCUUAUUCAACCAAAGUAACACCUCGCCGAUAAGAAAAGAAAGGGGGAGAUGCUGGGAUGGAUGCUGGGAUGUUUUUGCCUCUACGCAUGGGUCUGGGAAUGUUCUGAUCAGUUCACAUUGAGUUCAGUACCCUGACCUGUUCUUAACGCAUUGUUGACCACAUCUACGGAACGCGAUUGUUAUGGUCUUUCAUGUCAUGCAAAAUCAAGCAUUAGUAAUAGUUUAAGUCUUGAUACUCAAUCACUAGUUAAUAGUUUAAUAAGGAGGUUUCACGCCUGUCCAAUUCUGUGUUCCUUUUCCCAACCUUUAAUCUAUUGAUGAUUAAUACCUAUAUUCAACCCUUGCAUUGUAUUCAUGUUAACCAAUCAGCAACAAGCACAUAUGUGGAAAUGCUGCAAUAUUCAAUAAAAGGGACUCUCCGAGACUUGCUCGAGAGAUGCCUCCCGUAUGACACCUUGCCAUUCGUCUGUCGCUUAUUUCAACCCAACAGUGUGGGAAGUGUUUCAAUUGCUUUAUAUAUAGAUAAUUUUAUUAAUACAGUGGUACCUUGGGUUACAUAUGCUUCAGGUUACAGACUCUGCUAACCCAGAAAUAGUGCUUCAGGUUAAGAACUUUGCUUCAGGAUGAGAACAGAAACCGUGCUCCAGCGGCGGAGCAGGAGGCCCCAUUAGCUAAAGUGGUGCUUCAGGUUAAGAACGGACCUCCGGAACGAAUUAAGUACUUAACCUGAGGCACCACUGUAUAUAAUUUUAUUUACAAAUUGCGUUCAAAAAUGGAAGCAUUCACCUCUGGGUUCUUGGCGUUUGAAAGCCCCAAACGUUCAAACUCCAAAGCGUUCUACAACCGAGAUUCCACUGAGAAUCCAGCAAUAGUGUGUUGUCCAACGAUAUCCAUUCUUUUAACCAACACAAAGAGGCUGCCUCGUAGUAGAAAAUCUAGCAGUGCGAAGCCACCUCUAUUUUUAGUAUCUAUCAAAAUUUUAUACUUUAUUCUUGGUGUUUCCCCCCUGCCAGAGUAAUCAUGAAAUAUCUCUUUGCCAUUCGUUAAAGAAGCUUGUAUUAUUUAUUAUUGGUAAUUUAUAAUAAAAACAGUAUCUUAGAUAAAACAUUUAUCUUUAUGGUUGAAAUCCUUCGUAAAAGUGAAAGUUUCAUCCUCCCCUAUAUUUCCAAAUGUUUUAAACAUUUUUUGAUACUCUAACGUAAUUGGAAUAUGUUGUAAUUCAGUGUUUUUCAAAUAAACCCUUAUUUAGUCUCCAUCUAUACAAUGAACUCUUUUCACCCCUCCUUAUCAUCCAUGCUGAGUUUUGAUCUGAUAUAGUUCUUGGCUGGAUCUCUACAGUCUUUAAUCCUGUAGGCAGUUCCUUCAAUAUCCAGAUCAUGUUUCUUCUUCCCGCAGAAUCCUUUGAAUCAGAAGAACAUGUUUACUCUUGUUCUAAUGGGGGUCUGAAUCUCCAAGCAUCUGGGUUGGCAAACUAAGGCCUGUGGGCCGGAUCAGGCGCAAUUGCUUUCUAGAUCCGGCCUGCGGACGGUCCAGGAAUCGCCGCGUGGAUUGCCAGGACGCACGUUCUUUCCCUCUCCCUCACCCGGCGGCGCUUUUCUCCUCAGGGACGAGCAAUCUUGUCCCACACCAGGUGCCAUCAACGGGGGGAGUCGGCUCAUCCGCCUGCCUGCCUCAGAAGGGGGGCACUGGGAAGGGGGCGUGUGACUGCCGGCUGCUGCUGCGUUUUCCUCUUGCUCCUCCUCCCUCUCCCUCAGUCCGCCCUUCCUUCCUUUUCUGUACCCCUUCUCCGUGCCGCUUCCUCACGCGCUUUCUUCGUCACCCCCUCCCUCCUUCAUUCCUCCCAUGGCGUUCAGGUGGUUUGUUGCAGCGGCCGCAGCUGCCGCUUGCGGGUUGGGAAGCAGCAGCAGUUGGUGGGUAAAAGCUCUGGCAACGCCCCGGUUCCCCUGCCUCCGUCCGCGGCUCCUGCUUCGGUCUUCUCCGGCCAACGCAGCCUCCUACCCUGCCCUGGCACCUGGCUGGAGAAGCCCAACUGGGGCUAUUGGGACGACAACUGGGACAGGUAAAGCCAAACAUCUUCAGGCCUCUUUGCGGGCGAAUCAAAAUCGCUCAUUUCCCCCCGAAAUAUAGUCCGGCCCCCAACAAGAACUGAGGGACAGUGGACUGGCCCCCUGCUGAAAAAGUCUGCUGACCCCUGAUCUAGUAGAUCCAUUGUUGUAACCAUAUCAAAAAAAGUAUUUGGUAUUUUCCCUUCUUUUGAGACACUUUCCCUCAGUGUUCUGUCAUAGUCCAGUGAUACUACUCCAUUAAAUUCACCCGUAAUAAUUAUAAUUAUAUUUCUGUCAUAAACCUCAGACGUACUUUCCUCCAGUAGUUGGAAGAAAUCUCAUGCGAAAAGUGGCUCUGAAUCUGAAAGUCCCAUUCCCGGACUUCCGGGUUGGCGCCUCUGGCAAUGGCGGAUUUCCUCCGAUCGGGAGGAACCCGCUCCGCGAAAAAUAGGGUCUGAACCGCCACGGCGAGGUGGAGACCCAUUAAAACCACAAGCGGGAGAAGCCUGUGGACGUGGGAUUCGGCUGGCACCUUUGCGCCUCCCAUACUCACGGGGAAACCCUGUUUUGGGGAUCCGGAGCGACGUGGGGUGAGUAGCGCGGUGCUUUGAAUCGACUGCUUUUUUCACGGAGUGAAGCCGCAUUGCUGUUGCCGGAGACUUUUUCCUGUGGACAAUUGGAUUUCAAACAACUACUUGUGAGUAAAUCGGAAAAUUGGAUUUUUAAAUAUUUUAAUUUGGCACUGAAGUGGGAGGUCACAAACAGGAAGUCCGCCUUCCUUUUUUGUAAAUAGACUGAAGCAAAGACGUUACAAAGUUUUUGGCAAAGGAUUGAAUUUCCACCAGUUUAAAGUUACAAAACCCCCUUGGGAAGCAGGAGAAGAGGGGGAAAUUUUGGAUCUAGUGAGCGUGCAGGAGAGAGUGAAGAAAUCAGAUUACCACUGCUCUGAACCUGGGAACAGGCUGCCAGAUGAUGAUUGAAGAGAGUGCUUUUGACAGAACGGAUUUGACAGUUAGCUAAACAAGAGUAAGAUACUGUUUCCAUUGCCCCUUUGUGCAUUUAAAAAAAAAGAGGAAAAGUAACUGAAAUUUUAUCUUUAAUGCUUGAAAUUGUGCUUAAAAGAACUGAUACAAGUGGAGACUGUUUCCCUCUAGAGGGAGCUUUUAAAACUGUAACAGGAUUGUAACUGGGGAAUUUCCACCUGCAGAAAAGGAGUUUGGGAACCAGAGAGCGACCUUGGGCUAUUUAAAAAUGUUGAUAGGAGAGGCCAUUGUGACUGUUUUAUGUAAGAUAAGCUGUUCGUUGGGAUAGCUUCACAAGAAGAUGGACGAUAUGACUUUUAAAGUUGAUAAUUUGGAACAGAAAGUGACCAACUUGAGUCAAAAAGCGAACACUAACACAGAAAUAAUUCAGUACUUGGUACAGGAACCCAUUUUGGCAGGACAAAUGGUGGAGGAGAAGGUGGAGAAGGAGGAGGAGAAUGCAGCUGUUGUUCAACACAAAAUAAUACAAGUGAGAUCUGUGGAUUUACAGAAGCAAAUUGGAGAUUAUAAAUUGAGGCCUUCUAAGAUUGAAUUCAGGAAAAGUCAGACUCCGAGGAAUGGAUCCCGGUUUGGAUCAAAGAAGGAAAGUUGGAAAGAGCCCUCUAUGCAGGGACUAACUGACUUUUGGGACAUGGACUCGGGUCUGGAGGAGAUUGAAGUUUUGGGGGCCUUUGGAACUGGAGGAACUUUGAAAUAUACCCGGAAAUACUUUAUGGACAGUAGUUUUAACUAUGGAAACUCAGCUGAUUUGUCCAGAAGGAAGAAAAGGAUUGACAGGUUGGAAUUUCCCCGAGAUUGGCUCUUUAGCAUUAAAGAAAAUGAAGAAGACCCGCAGAAGGGACUUGGAAAAGAGUUAAGAGCCUCGGACAUAAGGUCACCAGGUUGAUGGACUUUAUGGAAUUGACGGAAAGGACUGGCAGAAUCCAAAACCUGGGAGAAGAGAUGGUGGAAGAAGAUUGGAAAAUUUAAACUUUUUAUAUAGACUUAUGGUAAAAUUAAUGAGUGAUAGAAAAAUGGUGGAAUGAUUUUUUUAUUUUAUAAUUUUUAUUUCUUAUGGGCUUAAUAGAAAUGUUAUAAGGAGUUAAGUACAUAUAAUUUUGUUUUAAUGGAAAAUAAGGUUAAAAUAAUACAUUAUUUCCAAUAUCACAGAAAAUGGAGAAAGAUGGAAAGGAUUUGCUGAAACAAUCAAUAGAAGUGGAAUACAAAAAGGGAGGUGUGAGGAGGUCGAGGAAACAAGGGAACGAAAGAUACGAGUAUGGAAAAGAGAGGAUGUAUGUUUUUUAAAUUUUUGUUUUGGGGAGUGGGGUUUGUUUAGUUUAGCUUAAUGUGUUUAGUUUUGAGUUUAGGUUGUGUUUUGUAUUGUUUAUAUAUUGUAUUGUAUGGUGUUUGUUUGUUGUUUUUCUUCCAUUUGUUUUUUUUUCUUUUCUGUUUUUUCUUCUGUUUUUUCUCUUUUGCUUUUUUAUUUCUCUCUUUUUGUAAUCUAUAAAAGUAAUAAAUAUUAUUUUUUAAAAUAAAUGAAAGUCCCAGUCCCAAAUCUUAAUCCUGCCACCCUAAGAUAUUAUAAGCAAGCCCCACAUUCCUCUUUCCACCUGCAAUAGGGAGGUUAGAACAACACUUAAUACCCGGCAAGGAUCAUAAGAGCCAGAAUUGCUUAAAAUUGCAGGGAGAGAGAGAAAAACUGGAUUUGAAAUGACCCAACCACAAGAUGAAAAGUCUCCCUAGUAAAUGAGGGAAGGGGGAGGCAUGGGGGGGGGCUUUUGAAGUCUCCCUGCUGGCAAGGGAUUUCCAGAGCAAGGGCGCCUCUGUCUGUCUGGAUCCCUCACUGCCUCUGAAUCCAGUGGGUGGUUUUUAAUGGGGGGAGGAGGGCUGGUGUUUGAAGCUGGGCUUGGCUGUUCGGUGGCGUAGCUCAACAAGGCAGCAGGUGCUCUGCAUGCAGAAGGACCCCGGUUGAGUGCUUGGCAUGCAGAAGGAGAUCCUCCCCCUGCCUCAAAAGGAGGGUGGAGGAAACUUGCCCAGCUUCCCCCCCCCCGCUCCCUGCCGCCAGUUGGGGGGCGGGGGCCGGGUCCCCAUGGAGCCCCCAGAGCAGGAGGCCAGAGGCAGCGCCGCCCCGUCUCCUUCCCCUCCGGACACAGGGAGGGGCUGCUCUGCGGACGUAGCUCUAGGGACGCGCGCGUCGGAAAAGGAGCCGGAAGUGUCGCCGCGAAACGCGCCGGAAGUUGCCAGACAGAGGAAGGAGGAGGGGCGUCGCUGAACAGCCCCCCCGCCCGCCGCCGCCCUUUCUAUUGCAGACAAGGAAAGCGGAGUAAUCUGGAGCCAGGGAGGCGGAGGACCAAGAGGUAAAGAGGGAGAGAAGGGGGGGAUAAGGGGGGAGGACAAAGAGACCCCCCCCAAGGAAAGCGCCCUCCCUGGGGCCCGUCGACAGGGGCCCCGAUCCAGGCGACCCAGGUGGGAAGGGGGGACCCAACACCUGCAGGGCUGGCCUUGCAAGAUCUCCUGGGCAGCAGCAGCACCGCCAGACUCCCCUUUCUCUUUCCUGGGGGGCCGAGAGAUGCUCAGCUGCCCUGCCCCCCCUGGAGGCCUUGGCGGGAAGGGGAAGGAGGACCCCAAGCAGGGCUGGGGGUGGGGCUGAGGCCCCCCAUUCUCCCUGGGGUCGUGGGGCGCCUGGCUGGGGAAAGGGAGAGAGGGAGUCCAGGGAAGGGUUAAAGGAAGGGGGAGGAGCCUCGACAGAGACCCCUCCCCCUCCAGCACCCCUGACCCCCCUUCUCCCCCCCCUUCCCUAAUGACACUACCAGGUUAUCUUAUUCACUAGGACUCAUCUCCAGACUUGGAUUGUCCUCAAUACCACCAAUUAUAGCCUAGCACAAACCCAAAAGUCCUGCUAGGAUGCAUCUUGGCUUCCCUGCAGAUGAAACUGAGUGUGUGAGGAUUGAUAAUAUUUUCAUUUAUCCGUUUCAGACCCCUAAGUAGUAGCCGUUGCCAGGACAUUGUCCUGUUCGCCUCUGUAUAGUUCCAGCCUUAUUUCAGACAUUGUGGUAGAUUGCAAGCAGGGUGGGUUUGAUAUAAAUCAAAUUGAUUUCAAUCACAAUUUACGGUAAAUCACUAGUCAGUAUGAUUCUAUUUAAAUCAAAAAUUUCUGAUUUGGUUACACUAUUAGAAAUACACAGACAGAUAAUUAUGAAAUCAUUCUGAGGUUUAAUAAGUUUACUGUCUAUAUUUAAAAUAAUCAUUUCCUUAAUUACAACUUAAACAAUUUAUUUAACUAAAACCAUAAAAUUAUAGCAUGUUGGUAAACUUUUUUUUUUUUUUUUUCUAAAACAGCCAAGCAGACUGAGUUUUAGCGCACAUGAAAAACUCAGAACUUAAGCAUUUCACCACCUCCACUACCAGCCACCCCUUUGGAUUGGCUUCUGCAUUCAGGUGCCUAUUCUGUACAGUUAUGUGUUAGUGCGAUUGUUGGAACCCAAUGGGAUUGGGAAGAGGUUGCCAGCCCUGAAGAGCCUUCAGCGCUUGCCUCAAGUCUGACUUGCACAAUUAUUACACAAAGACCCCAAGAUGUGUGGAGUAUUCUGCUCACAAGGUUGCACUUUCAUUUUUACUGCUUCACACUUAGCUACUUGUGCAGAUCUCUUCCACUGCAAACCAUCUGUUCAUUGAACCUCUUGGAACUUAGAAUUUAAGGGGUUGAUUCUGUGUAUAUAAAUCUGCAAAGGAACAAUGGGAUUAAGGUUUUCCGUCAACUCUGUAUGUUUAUUUUAUAACAUUUUUCCUGUGAAGAAAAGGCAUGUUAUCUCUGCAGAUACACAAAUUCACACUUUUGAGAAUGGCAAAAACAAGCAUCUGUGACAAUAUCUUCUCAUUAGAAAAACUUCCCCAAAUAAUCUUACAGAAACCUCUGGAAGAGCAUGACAUUGUGAAUGGGUUAAUGGAAUUCAUUUACCCCAAAAAUUAAAUAUUGCAUAUAAAGCCUCAUGCUAGAUAAUUAAAAACAAAUCCUUAUUUCCAGAUGAAUAGCCUUUGGACUAUAAUGUAAUUAAAUAUAAAACUAUCUUUAGAUAGAUUUUUUCCUCUAAAAGCAUUUUAUUUUUUUAAUAAUUCUGAUUAAAAUAAAAAAAAUUCUGAUUUAAAUAAAAAAAUCCAAUUUUUAUUUUUUUAAAAAAUCAUUGAUUGUAUCCACCCUGAUUGCAAUCUUUAGCUGCUGAUAACAUGGCAACGUUUAGCAGGUCAUAUUGUGAGGUUUAGCUGGUGAGAACAUUGCAAUUGUUAGCUGACGAGUUAUCACGAUAUUGAAAAUCAGAUAUUUCCUAGUCCUUAUACACAUUGGAUUUGCGAUAUAACGUCAGCUCAAAUAUUAGGAAACAGUUAGCACAUUAACAUCAAGCCCAGCUCUAAUUAUGACCUAAAUUUCUGGCCCAGUGUAUCAUUGAAGAUUUUACCAGUUUUAUUUUGUUUCCCAUUCUAAUAGUAUCUCAUACAUUUUGGAAAGUUUUUUUUAAAAAAUUGUUCAGCAGUACCUAAGAGACCAGCUGAGUUUGUUCUGGGGAUAAGCUUUCGUGUGCAUGCACACUUCUUCAGAUUGGACAAUUUUCUACCUGAAAUUUGGGAAACACUUUCUCUUUCCUCUCAAUAAUAUCUCUUUCAAACUGUGAACUUUCAGUCCAAAAACCUCUCCCUUCAUCUUGUCGAAACAAGAUGAUUUGAUGUUAUUGAAACCAAUCCGCCACCACACCUCCCACCUCAUCCUGUUUAUUCAGUUUUAUUUCUUCUUCCGAAAAGUCCAAAAGAUCUCUGUAAGUUGCCCAUUGCUUCUUCCCUAUUGCAUUUUUAAAAAGCUGUUGCUUUUGUGGGUGGAAGCCAAAGAGGUGUUUUUCUUUCCAGCAGAUUAUUAUAUUUAUCCCAUACUGUAAAAAGGAUUUUCUCAAUAACCUGAUUCAUAGAGCUCUUGUGUGUUUUAGUUUUAUCCUGCCAUAAAUAAGCGUGCCAACCAAACAUAGUCUUACGACCUUUGUUAUAAGAAAAACCUACUCCUUUCCCCUUAUGGGGUAUCCAAGAGCCCAUAUAGUCCUCAAGUGGGUUCCAUAUAGGUAGGAGAAAAUAACAGAGGCCAACCAGAGUAUAUGGAGAAGCAAAGCAGCUAGUAAGCCUGAUCUUUAUUGCAACAUUGUCCCCCCCCCUCACCACAACCAGCAGGGAGGUGUGCAAGGCCUUAUAUAGUCUUUUGAAAUUGCCCACCCAAGACCACCACCCCCAAUAUCAUACAGAAGGAGACUGUCUACAGCAGGAAUACAUCACAGGAGGCGGUCUACAGCAGAAAACCUGUCCUCAAGGAUACCUGUUAAUGGUCACUAACUGCAUUACCUGGGCAGCCUGGCCAUUCUUUUGUGUUGGUAAAGUUCCUGAAUCCAGGUCACAGGCUCACCCUGUUCAUCCCUCCUUAAGACAGUAUUUGUAAGCACAAAGACAAUGGGAAGGCUUCCAUUUGCCUCCUUUACUGCAGAGGAAUAUUUGAGUACGUUUCCGGGCACAAUUCAAAGUGUUGGUGCUGACCUUUCAAGCCCUAAACGGCCUCAGUCCUGUAUACCUGAAGGAGCGUCUCCACCUCCAUCGUUCAACCUGGACACUGAGAUCCAGCGCCGAGGGCCUUCUGGCGGUUCCCUCAUUGCGAGAAGUGAGGUUACAGGGAACCAGACAGAGGGCCUUCUGGGUAGUGGCGCUUGCCCUGUGGAAUGCCCUCCCAUCAGAUGUCAAGGAAAUAAGCAGCUAUCUUAUUUUUAAAAGACAUCUGAAGGCAGCCCUGUUUAGGGAAGUUGUUAAUAUUUCAUGCUUUACUGUUUUUAACACUUGAUUGGGAGCCGCCCAGAGUGGUUGGGGAAACUCAGCCAGAUGCGCUGGGAAUAAAUAAUAAAUUUUAUUAUUAUUAUUAUUACUACUACUACUACUACUAUUAUUAUAGGUCUGUGGUGCUCAAUGUUUAGGCAUAGUAAAUAUUAGGAUUUAAUUAGAACUUGUGUGUUAUAAUGGAGAUAUGUUAUAAGGUAGUCUCGGUGUAUUUUAGAAAGGGAGUUAUGUAAAGGGUUUUUCAUGUUUGAGCCGUGUUUCUGGGAAAGCAGAAGGGGCAAGCAAGGAAGGGGGAGACGGCCAAAGAAACCUGCUCUCACACAGGUGCCCCCCCCUGCCAAUUCCGUAACCUUAGCAAAGCCCAAGUUCAAACACCACCCCUAUUUAAAAGAGGCCCCCGUAAGGACGACACUGGACUGCCCUUUACGGUUGCCGUAAGUUACUCUUCCAAGUCCCAAAAGCGCGAAGCAACUCCGGUCUAUUUUGCAGGGCUGUUGUAAUGGGGACGCCCUAUGCCACCGCCCAGGGCAGCCCAAAGUGACGUAUAACCAGUUGUUGUUGUUGUUGUUGUUGUUGUUGUUGUUGUUGUUGUGUUCCACUCCACGGUGAGACUCCAAGGUCUUCUGUGUCAUCUUUCCUGUGCAGUGGACGCUCAGGUUGCGAACGUGAUCCGUGCGGGAGGCACAUUCACAACCCGCAGCGCCGCGUCUGUGCAUGUGCGGGUUGCAAUUCGGUGCUUCUGCACAUGCGCAAAGCGUGAUUUAGUGGUUCUGCACAUGCGCAAGGGCUGAAACCCGGAAGUAACCUGUUCUGGUACUUCCGGAUUCCGUGCGGUGCCCAACCCGAAAACACAACUCAAAGCGUCUGUAACCCGAGGUAUGACUGUCUUUUGGAAGGCAGCGGGAAGGCUGUUCUCAGGGCCUGCUCCACCGUGAGGGAAACUGAGGCAGCCCCCUCAGGCAGGAGGGGCAGGGAGGGGACGGAGCUGAGUCCCAUUUGGCCAGCCCUGAUUUAACCCUCUAUCCCAGGCAUAGGCACCCUAAGGCCCAUGGGCCGGAAGUUUGGAAAAACUUUAAAAAGUGUAAGAACUCACAUUAGGUAGUCAAAAAAUAGUAAUUUAAACAAAAUGCUUAUAAAAAAUAAGAUAAUUACUUAACAUUUAGCUUCUGUUACACAUUAUAUCCACAUAAGUCAAUAGAAAAAGUACAAAGAGAUGAUGUUCAAGAUGUGCCCUUUGGGAAAUUUGGUUUUGGCAACCGCAAAACAGCAUCCUUCAAAUCAACACUUGCAAUAGGGAAGACAAACAUACAAAAUCCUGGUUUUUUCCUGAGGUAUGACACUUGUUUAGAGAUUAUUGUACACUAAGCGGGGCACUUUUAUACAUAUCAGUGCGUCCCAUGUCUUAGUGUAUCAAAGUGCCCCAAUGGACAUUUUCAAGAAACUAACAAUUGUUAAUAAAACCACUGAACUUAUUUGAAAAUCACGUGUAAUCCUGAUUACUGAGUGGAAUAACUUACCUUUGGUAUUUUUAAAUCUUAACUAAAUGCCGUAAAAAAGUGUUGGAACACUUUUACAUUUCACAUAAUUUUUAUUUUAUUUUUUUAAAAAAGAUAUUUAUUAAGGUUUUCACAGUGUUACAAAAUGAAAAAAAAAAAUACAAAAUAAAAAUAGUUAAAAACAAUUCAAUCUUUCCAUUACUUACCUUUCAUUUGCUUGUUUCCCAGACCUCCUCAUACCUCCCUUUUUUGUAUUCCAGUUCAAUUUAUUAGUUCAGCAAAUCCUUUCCCUCUUUGUUUUAUCCUGAUCUUUAAUCUUAAUAUAUUAUAGCAUUAAAUUUUUACCUGUUAAAAAUCCAUUUUUCACAUUCUUUUAUACCAUUACAGCUAAAAACCACCUAACUUCAAUCCAACAUCAUUCUAACAUUCAUUAAUUUUGCAGUAUUUCUGUAAAUAGUCUUUAAAUUUCUUCCAAUCUUCUUCCACCGACUCUUCUCCCUGGUCACGGAUUCUGCCAGUCAUUUCCGCCAGUUCCAUAUAGUCCAUCACCUUCAUCGGCCAUUCUUCCAGAGUGGGUAGGUCUUGUGUCUUCCAGUACUUUGCAAUAAGUAUUCUUGCUGCUGUUGUGGCAUACAUAAAGAAAGUUCUAUCCUUCUUUAACACCGAUUGGCCGACUAUGCCCAGGAGAAAGGCCUCUGGUUUCUUCAAGAAGGUAUAUUUAAAUACCUUUUACAAUUCAUUAUAGAUCAUCUCCCAGAAAGCCUUAAUCCUUGGGCACGUCCACCAAAGGUGAAAGAAUGUACCUUCAGUUUCUUUACAUUUCCAACAUUUAUUAUCGGGCAAAUGAUAAAUUUUUGCAAGCUUGACUGGGGUCAUGUACCACCAGUAUAUCAUUUUCAUAAUAUUCUCUCUUAAGGCAUUGCAUGCCGUAAACUUCAUACCUGUGGUCCAUAACUGUUCCCAGUCAGCCAUCAUUAUGUUAUGUCCAACAUCUUGUGCCCAUUUAAUCAUAGCUGAUUUCACCGUUUCAUCCUGAGUGUUCCAUUUCAACAGCAAGUUAUACAUCUUUGACAAAAUCUUAGUUUUGGGUUCUAACAGUUCUGUUUCUAAUUUUGAUUUCUCCACCUGGAAGCCAAUUUUCUUAUCCAAAUUAUAUGCCUCCAUUAUCUGAUAAUAAUGAAGCCAAUCUCGCACUUUGUUUUUUAAUUUCUCAAAACUCUGCAAUUUCAGUCUAUCUCCAUCUUGUUCCAAGAUUUCCCAAUAUUUCGGCCAUUUAUCCUCCAUAUUAAGCUUUUUCUGAGCUUUCGCUUCCAUCGGUGACAGCCACCUUGGGGUUUUGUUUUCCAUUAAGUUCUUAUAUCUUAUCCAAACGUUAAACAAUGCUUUCCUAACAAUAUGGUUUUUAAAUGCUUUAUGUGCUUUGACCUUAUCAUACCACAGAUAUGCAUGCCAUCCAAAUACAUUGUUAAAACCUUCUAAAUCCAAAAUGUCUGUGUUUUCAAGAAGCAGCCAUUCUUUCAACCAGCAAAAAGCUGCUGAUUCAUAGUAAAGUUUAAGGUCUGGCAGGGCAAAUCCACCUCUUUCCUUUGCAUCUGUUAAUAUUUUAAAUUUUAUUCUAGGCGUCUUGCCCUGCCAGACAAAUCUAGAAAUAUCUCUCUGCCACUUCUUGAAACAGUCCAUUUUGUCCAGGAUUUGCAAUGUUUGAAACAAAAACAUUAUAGGCAAUACAUUCAUUUUUAUCGCAGCAAUACGACCCAGCAGUGAAAGCUUCAAAUUUGACCAAAUUUCUAAAUCUUUUUUCACUUCAACCCAGCAUUUUUCAUAGUUGUCUUUAAAUAAAUUCCCAUUUUUGCUGUCAUGUUAAUCCCCAGGUAUUUGACUUUCUUGACCACUGUUAAACCUGUCUCAUUCUGAAACCUCUCUCUCUCCAUUGGUGUUAAGUUUUUCUCUAAAACCUUGGUUUUUAACUUAUUCAGUUUGAACCCUGCAACCUGACCAAAUUCUUGAAUCAGUUCUAAAACCCUUUUGGUACUAGAUUCUGGCUCCUGUAACGUCUGUACCAAGUCAUCUGCAAAUGCUCUCAAUUUGUACUGUUUGGCUCCGACUUGUAUACCUUUAACCAACUGGUCCCUUCUGAUCAUAUUCAGCAAAACCUCCAGGACCGAUAUAAAAAGUAAUGGGGAGAUUGGGCAACCUUGUCGUGUCCCUUUUUCUAUCUUAAAUUCUUCCGUCACCACAUUAUUUACAAUUAAUUUAGCCUUUUGUUCAGAAUCUAUUGCACUUAUACCGUUUUCAAAGCCUUGGCCUACCCCCAUAUCCUGCAAGUUCUUCUUCAUAAAACUCCAAGAAAUGUUGUCAAAAGCUUUCUCCGCAUCCACAAAUAUUAAAACUGCCUUAGUAUUUAUAUUCACUUGUAAUUUUUCUAAAAUGUUGAUUAUGUUUCUCACAUUAUCCGAUAGAUGUCUACCCGGGAGAAAGCCUGCUUGGUCUUUAUGUAUCUCUUCCACUAACACUCUUUUUAGUCUUUUAGCCAAAAUGUCUGCAAAAUUUUUGUAAUCCACAUUGAGCAAUGAUAUGGGGCGGUAGUUCUUAAGCUGCGUCUUUUCAGUCUCUGUUUUCGGUACAAGUGUAAUAUACGCUUCUUUCCACGACUCUGGUGCCCUUUUCCCAUCCAUUAUUUCGUUACAGACUUCUUUUAAAGGUUGUACUAACCAUUCUUUUAAAGAUCUGUAGUAUCUAGAAGUCAGUCCAUCCGGUCCUGGAGAUUUACCUAAUUGCAUAUUCUGAAUGGCACCUUCUAUCUCCUGUUCAGUUAUUUUAUAGUUCAACAUUAGUUUAUUUUCUUGGGAGAUUUUUUGUAAUCCAUUUGUUUUCAAAAAUCGGUCUAAGUCAAUUUCUUUCUGUGGCCCUUGUGUAUAUAGUUGUUUGAAGUACCUCUGGAAACAAUUUCUAAUCUCAGCUGGGUUCUGUAUAUUCCUUCCUUCCACUUCUAGAUUAGUAACUGUAUUUAAUUUUUGUCUUUUGUCACAUUUGUUUAAUUUUCCAUUCUAUCUCCUGAUUCAUCAUUUUCAUGUAUUGUACUUGAUGUAACUUUAUUUCUCUCAAAAUCUCUUGCGACUUUGGUUUUGCUCUCAAUUUCUUUUCACUUUCCUUUAUUUUCUCCAAAAUUUUAUCCUUCUUCAAAUUUUGGAUUCUCUUCUUCAAUGCAUUCUGUUGUAUCAAGAACCCUCUCAUAACAGCUUUACUUGCGUCCCAGAUUACUAUUUUUUCCACAUUGGUGUUCAUAUUUAUCUCGAAAUAAUCUCUCAGGGUUUUUUGGGCCUUCUUAAACACUUCUUCAUCUCUAAAUAAGUGUCAUUCAUCCUCCAUCUGAAGGAACCAGUUGGUAUUAGUUUCAUCUCCAUCUUUACAGCAUUAUGGUCGGAGCAGGUUUUUGGGCAGAUUUCCACUUUUCUUAUCUUUGGUGCCAUUCCUCUAGUUACCCAUAUUUGGUCAAUUCUUGUCCAUGUCAGUUUAGCUUCAGAGAAGAAGGUUCCUUCUCUGGCUAAGGGAUUCUUUGUUCUCCAGAUAUCAACUAAGUCCAAGUUGUCUGUCAUCUCAGAACAAGUUUUCGGUAGUCUACCAUCCUUAGCGAUUACCUGUCUUUGUGCCUUGUCCAUGUGUGUAGAUACCACUCCAUUCAUGUCUCCCAUCAAAAUCACAUUAUAAUCCAAAUAGUCCAUCAAGGUCUCAUGCAACUUUUUAAAAAAGUCAGAUUUCCCCUCAUUUGGUGCAUAAACUCCUACUAUCAAAAAUUUCUCUCCUUGUGUUUGAAUUUCAAUUGCCACAAAUCUUCCUUGGUCAUCUUUGAAGAUAAAUUUCGGUAAUAGUCUCUCCUUUGCAUAAAUCCCUAGCCCUCUUUUUUUAACCUUGUCCGAUGAAAUAAACUCCUGACCCAGUCUUUUAUUAAUCAGUAGUUUCCUGUGUAGCCUUGUUACAUGUGUUUCUUGUAAACAAAUCAAGUCCAAUUGUUCCUUUUUUAAUAAAUGAAACACAGAUCUCCUUUUCUGAGGGGAGUUCAAACCAUUACAAUUCCAGCUUAAUAGUUGCAGAGCCAUGAUGUAUUUACUUUGCUUCUCCUCCAACUGCACCCAGUGCCUGUUCCUGAUCUGUCGGUGGUAUCCCCUUCUUCAGGCGGUCUUUUAGUUCAGGAGGUAAACCUGGUAUGUCUAAAGUUUCACUUACUAGUGCUCUUAACUCUUCUGCAGCUUCCUUCUGCAGGUCUUCUCCGUGGUCUCUCCAAAAUCUAUCUUUGUCGUCCUCUGAUCUUAUUUUUAUCUUCUUCCAUGUGUAACUAAAGGAUAGGCCUUGGGGGAAUUCCCACCUAAAGAUGAUUCCGUUACUUCUCAACAGGGCAACCAAACCUCUAUAAUUGGACCUAAGGUCCAAAAGAUGUUUCGGAAUGUCCUUAAAUAUCUCCACUUUUGACUGGUGUAUUUCCAAAGUCUUCUGGAAGUGCAGACUCAAGAUUUUGUCUCUCUCCUCUUUUGUUCGGAGGGUGAUCAAACAGUCUCUCACCCUGUUCUUCCUCCCUCCUCUUCCAAGCCUGAAGGCACUCACUAUCUUGAAACUAUCCUUCUCCAAAUCUGGGUUCCAAAAGUCUGCAAAUUCCUGCGUAAGAAAGUCAAUCAAGUUGUCUUUCUCAAGUUCGGAUACGGCCCUGAUCCUUAAAUUCGUUUGUUUCUCCUUCAACUCAAUCAUAGACAGUAUUGACCUGUGGUCUUCCAGUUGUUUGUGUAUCGGUUGUAUCUUCUCUUCUACAACAGUGGCUGUAGCAGUUGCUAUUUCCUUUGCCUCUUCGGCUGUCUUUCGUGUCAAGGUAGAUUCCUGUAGUAAUUUCUGAAUAGUUUCUGUAUUGGUAUUUACCUUCUGUCCCAAAUUAUUAAUACUUGUGGUGUUUUGGUCAAUUUUACCCGAUGCCUCGGCUACUUGUUUACUUAUUCUUUCCAAAGAUUCGUUGAUUUUACCUAGUGCCUGAGCCAAAGCAUCUUCAGCUGCCAUUCCUUUAGGUUUAGGUUGUGCCGAUGAGGUUACUGUUGGUAAACCAGAAGGGCCAGAUGUCGAUGCUCUUCGUUGCAGCCCACCGUCUGUGCGAAAUAGUCUGCCAGAUCUUGUUGCUCUUUCCUGUAACAAAUCUAUCUUCUCCUUCCCAUCUGCCAUAACCCUCAAGAUAAAACCCAAGGUCAGUCUCACGAUCAGAAUUUGUUUUGAAGUGGAAAAUUCCCCUGGCCCAGCUGCUAUUGUAGCAUUUUCGAACUUCCUCUAGGGGGACACAGUAGCCGUCAAAAGUGUCUUAAAGUAAUUAACUUUUUUCCUUUAGCCCCCCAAUUCACAAAAAGGACAAUAGUUUCAAUCCCAGUUAUUUCCUGUUACUUUAAAACCAGGAGAAGCCAGUCAGAAAUAUUGUAUCUUACUUGUAUCUCAGAUGCAGAGUUAACUGUCAAAGAGUACUUUCAGCAACAGCGUGUUUCGCAAUACGGCUUUCUUACUGUUCACUGGCAACCCGUUCCAGGGUUUUGAGCGGUGGAUUUUAGCUUCUUUUCCUCUCUUUUUGCAGGGAAAUACAGUUCAGACCUUUCCCCCCUCCUCCCCUGCAAUCAAGGGGAAAUCGCUUGUUUGAUGUUCGAAUUAUAGUCCUUUUCCGACGUCUUUUAAGGUUUCCGCUUACAAGUUCAUUGCUUUACUCCAUUUACAAGAACGGAAGGCAGACUUCCUGUUUAUGCCUCUCCGCUUCGGUGCCAAAUUAUUUGUAAAAUUUGUAAGUUCCUUUAAUUCCGAAAUUAGCCUACUCACGGAUCGUUGUUUUGCAGCCAAAUUGUCCCAGGAAAAGGGCAGCGCUCUCCGGUAACGGCUACGCGGCUUCGCUCCACGGAAGAAGCAGUUGACUCACAGCACCGCGCCACUUCCCCGCUCCGCUCCGGAGCCCGUAGUCGGGCUCCUUUGCCAAUUGGGGGGGGCGCAAAAGGUGCCCGCCGAGUCCCACGGUCACAGGCUUCACCCGCCUGUGCUUUUUGAAGGGUCCCCGCUUCGCCGUAGCAGUGCAGUCCCGAUUUCCGCAGAGCCGGUUCCCUCCAAGUCAGAGGGAAUCUGCCAUUACCGAUGGCGCCACCCCGGAAGUCCACAUUUCACAUAAUUUUUAGUUGGUCGUGCUAAAAACACACCUCCUCUCUUCAAACGCCAACAGCUAACUGGCGGCCAGCACAGUUGCAACUGUUCUACUCACACAUGUAUAGGCACAUUUGGGUGAUGUCGCGACACAAAUACCAUUUCUCGAUAUUGAAAUAUUGUUGGUGUGUAAAUGUGCCCCUUGCAUCAAUGUGCCCCACCUCCCCCAAUCAGCGUUUUCAGAGGAGGGGGAAGAAGGGGAAAGUGUGUCCCACCAGAUAAGACUCCCAUCCUCCCUGGCCAUGGGCCAUCCUUCCUUGGGCAGGUGGUACUUUGAGUCCAACCACAUCUGGAGGGCCAGAGGUGCCUCACCUCAGUAUAGACGGUUCCUCUAGGGCUCAGUGUUACUUGGGAGUUGGUGAAAUUGGAUCUUAAGGGUUCUUGAGACAUUGCCAAGGGAUUGUGAUUGGUAUCCAGACCCUAACAGUAUAAAGCCAAGGUGUCCCCACUGAGCAGUUUAUCAACCCUGCUGGCCGCUGGGGAAGACCUUCUGAAGGAAAUGGUUUGUCCCCAAAGUUGCUUCCUUCCUUUCUCCGCUGCUGCUGCCCACACUAAAGGAAUGUCUGGAUGAAAUCCCAGGGAUGUCUGGCUCCUAUGUCCAGUUGAGAUUCUAGAAAAAAGUGUGGCUAAGAUUCUGAGUCACAAUCGUGGCUGAGAAAUACAGCCAGGGAAUAUGAAACUGAUUUGAAGAUUGGUUUAUUCUUUACACUUUAUUAUUAUUAUUAUUAUUAUUAUUAUUAUUAUUAUUAUUAUAUUAUUAUUAUUAUUAUUAUUAUUAUUAUUAUUAUUACAUUCAGGAGGACACACCACUGGUUUCAUCAUCUUUCUAUUCUUUCCCACACUCAGUGUUAGUCACCUUUAAUACUCACCUUUUUCAGUGUAACACAUAUUUUUAUCUUGUGAUAUUCAGAUGAAGAGAGGUAUAACAAUUUAAUAAAUAAUUCCCAGUUGGAGCAGAGCUAGAAUAUCCAGAAGCCCUUGGCCACCCACGGCAAAGGAGGAAGAACAGUGAGAGAGGCCUGGACAGGGAAUCUCCGCUAAGAUAAGCCAGUGUCAGGAGGCAGGUGCGAGACCCGGUGGCAUAUAAUUAUUAUAAAUCAUAAUUGGGGUGGGUGUCUCAGUCUGGCCUUCCCAGUGGUCAGGCUCCAGCUGCUUUCCUUCUGCAUCUCCAGCUCUCUCCAUUCAAGAAUGCAAGGCUGAGAGAUGGAGGUCCAGCCCCAAGAACAUUCUGCAACUGAGCACUCCUUCAACCGACCACAAGCAAGAAGCCUUGUCACUAGAUUUAUAUAUGGGUCUCCCAAAAUGGUCAGUAUGGACCUCCUGAGGCCAAAGGGAAUGUGCAGGUGAUUAAUAAAGAUCUAGAGGUCGAAGGCGACAAAAUGUGGCCCAAGGGGUGCAGCGGAUGAAGAACUUCAUGAUGAAUUUAGGAUCCUGAUUAAUAUUGGCCAGGUUCAUGGAACAUAAGAGCAGCUCCCGUUCCUGUGAGAAACCACUUUUUAUAAAAUGUAAACCCCAACCGUUCUACAGUAUUCUAAGAUAAUGCUGCUUCAUUAAUGCUUAAUUAAGGGUUAGGAAAGGCUGAUGAUGCAUUACCAUUAUUUAACAUUAUUUCAUCUGUCUUUCCUAAAACUUUGGAACAUAUGGAGGACAGGAAAGAACGUACGAGACGUCAAAAUAAGAGCAGGUGCUAAUUGAUGUGUGUAAUAUUCCUUUGUUCUCUUCCUAGGUUUCCUUCCCCCCCCACUCUUCCUGUUGAAAGAAGACAAUGGAGAAGGCAGUCAAAAUUCUGGAGGGCCAUGUCCAAUGGGAAUAACAAAGAAACCAUAUAA